This is a messenger RNA of Callithrix jacchus (white-tufted-ear marmoset), 2951 nucleotides long. Its product is annotated as sialic acid-binding Ig-like lectin 5. The record is from RefSeq and is a predicted model, not a curated record. NCBI's taxonomy places the organism in Eukaryota, Metazoa, Chordata, Mammalia, Primates, Cebidae. Gene Ontology annotation, biological process: cell adhesion. Gene Ontology annotation, cellular component: plasma membrane. Gene Ontology annotation, molecular function: sialic acid binding.
GAAAGGUGGACCCUGCAAGGGAGGGCACCGAAGACUGAGCUUCAUCAGCCUCGUGGCGACAAAUUUGCUUCUGGAGCUCCUUGAUAGGGCAAGGCUUUAGAAGGGGUUUGUGUUUCAUUGCCCCCCCACAAGGUCCAUCAAGACGCAAACGGGACUGUGCUGUGUCCCAGAACUCCACUUAACAUGAGAGAGCUUCAGCUCUCAUGUUCUGACUCCCCACUAAAAUUGGGUCCAAAAAAAUUUGUUUUUCCAGCACUUUUGCACUUUAUUUUUUAAAGCCAGGGUUUCACUCUGUUGCCCAGACUGGAAUGAUCAUGGCUCACAGCAACGUCACACUCCUGGGCUCAGGGAAUCUUCCUAUUUCGGUGCCCUGAGGAGCAUAUAGGUGUGCCACCACACUGGCUAAUAGUUUUUAUUUUUUGUAGUCAUGGGGUCUUGCUAUGUUGCCUGGGCUGGUCUCAGACUCCUGGGCUCAAACAAUCCUCCCACCUCAGCCUCCCAAAGUGCUGGGAUUACAGGCAUGAGCUACCAUGCCUCGUCACUUUGAACAUUUUAAAGCAAAGUAAAAUUAGAUAUAUCCAGAAUGUUUCAUGGUUUCAGCUGGAGGGUGGUUCUGACCUCUCACCUUGUCUCCAGGACCAGCCCUCGUCUCUCUUCUUUCUGCAUUCACUCCCUUGGAGAUCUCACUCUCCACUGAAACAUCAUUUGAGCGGUGAUUACCUCCAGAUCCCCUGGACAAGCCUCCCAUCUCCUGCGGACCUCAGUAUCUCCACCUGCAGUAUCCAGUGGGGGUGGGAGCAGGAUGGAUUCCCAGCCCCCACCUCACCCUAACAGCACCCCAAGUUCCCCUUCUGGGCACGGCCACAGCUCUCACUCAUACACUGGCUUCCUGUCCGGGCUUCCUCAGCCCCAUGCCAUAUUUGGUGCAUUUCCUUCCCUGACAGAGGGGCCUGGGACCCAGCUGUGGCCCUGGCGGAGGCAGUCAUGCUGCCCCUGCUGCUGCUGCCCCUGCUGUGGGGGGGGUCCCUGCAGGAGAAGGCAGGGUAUGAGCUGCGAGUACAGAAGUCGGUGACGGUGCAGGAGGGCCUGUGCGUCCUUGUGCCCUGCUCCUUCUCUUACCCACGGCACUCCUGGUAUUACCCUGAUGAACUCUACGUCUACUGGUUCCGGGACAGGGAGAACAUAUACCAUGGUGUUCCUGUGGCCACAAACAAUCCACGCAGAACUAUGAAGCAAGAGACCCAGGGCCGAUUCCACCUCCUUGGGGACGUCUGGAAGAAUGUCUGCUCCCUGAGGAUAGAAGAUGCCAGAAUGGAGGACACGGGAAGCUAUUUCUUCCGCAUGGAGAGAGGAAGUGUAAAAUAUAGCUACGAAGAGAAUAAGCUGCACUUGGAGGUGACAGCCCUGACAGAGAAACCCGACGUCCACUUUCUGGAGCCUCUGGAGUCCGGCCGCCCCGCAAGGCUGAACUGCAGCCUUCCAGGAUCCUGUGAAGUGAGACGACGUCUCACAUUCUCCUGGGUGGGCGGUGCCCUCAGCCCCCUGCGCCCUGAGACCACCCGCUCCCCGGUGCUCACCUUCACUCCGAGGCCCGAGGACCAUGGCACCAACCUCACCUGUCAGGUGACGCUCCAAGGAGCUGAGGUGACCACGGAGAGAACUGUCCAGCUCAAUGUCUCCUAUGCUCCACAGAACAUCACCAUCUUCAGGAAUGGCACAGCCCUAGAGAUCCUGCAAAACACCUCGUUCCUUCCGGUCCUGGAGGGUCAGGCUCUGCGGCUGCUCUGUGAUGCUGACAGCAACCCCCCUGCACACCUGAGCUGGUUCCAGGGCUCCCCUGCCCCAAACGCCACCCCCAUCUCCAAUACCGGGAUCUUGGAGCUUCCUUGUGUAGGGUCUGCAGAGCAAGGAGGCUUCACCUGCCGCGCUCAGCACCUGCUGGGCUCCUUGGAAAUUUUUCUGAAUCUCUCAGUUUGCUAUUCCCCACAGCUACUGGGUCCCUCCUGCUCCUGGGAGGCUGAGGGUCUACACUGCAGCUGUUCCUUCCGAGCCCAGCCGGCUGCUUUCCUGCACUGGUGGCUCGGGGAGGAGCCGCUGGAGGGGAACAGCAGCCAGGCCUCCUUCAACGUCAGCUCCAGCUCGGCCAGGCCCUGGGCCAACAGCUCCCUGAUCCUCCACGGGGGGUUUGACUCCAGCCUCAAAGUCAGUUGCAAGGCCUGGAACUUCUGUGGGUCCCAGAGUGGCUUCGUCCUGCUGCUGCCAGGGAGAUCGAACCUUGGGGCACAGGUGGUUCCUGCAGCCCUUGGAGGUGCUGGUGUCAUGGCCCUGUUCUCUCUCUGUCUGUGCCUCCUCUUCUUUUUAAUAGUGAAAGCCCGCAGGAAGCACGCAGCUGGGAGAUCAGAGAGAAUAAGUGACGAAGACCCCAUUAUGGGUACUGUUGCCUGGGGUUCCAGGAAGAAGCCUUGGCCAGACAGCACCAGAGACCAAGCGUCUCCUGCUGAGGAUGCCCCUCGUUUGGGGGAACAACAGGAGCUCCAUUAUGCCUCCCUCAGCUUUUCCGAGAUGAAGCUGAGGGAGCCUACGGACCAGGAAGCUCCCAGCACCACAGAGUACUCAGAGAUCAAGACAAGCAAGUGAGGACUCACCCAGGGCUCAGUCCUGGCCGGGGGAACCAGAGCCUGUCUGGGAGAAAGGACAAGUCAGGGACCACUUGCUGAAGCACCAAGAGCCCUGGUGACAAUGCUAACAUGAACUGAUGUGUACGUGCUCCAAGCAGAGCAGAAAGAAGACAGAUGAUGGAAUUAGAGAGGUGGGCUCAAACCUGGGCCCUGGCACUGUCACCAAGCAAUUCCCUGCAUCCCUCCGUGCCUCAGUUUCCCACUCUGUAAAUCAGAGAUCAUGCAUCUUACCUCAAAGGUUGUUGUGACCAUUAAAGAAAUCAACACUGGAAA